UACAAUGCUGCCAGGUUUUUCUCCUGCUAAAGUGUUGGAUUUUGGUGCUGGCACGGGUUCGGCUUUCUGGGCACUACGAGAAGUCGGGCCGAAUUCCUUGGAGAAAGUUAACUUAGUAAAGCCAUCACAAUCAAUGCAGCGUGCAGGCCAGAGCCUUAUACAAGGUCAGAAGAACUUAACACUUAUUCACAGUUAUGCUACCCUCCAAUCAAUGACUAAAAGCAUCAACAAAUCAGAGAGAGAACAUGACCUUGUAAUUGCUUCCUAUGUGCUUGGAGAGAUACCAUCGCUGAAGGAUCGAAUUACUGUAGUACGCCAACUUUGGGAUCUUACGUGGGAAGUCCUGUGCUCUCACGAUGGGGCAUGUCCUUUGGAGAAAGCAGUUAGUAUUGGCAUUAGAGGUAGACAUCAAAUUGUUGGACAUAUCCAAUUGCUAGAUACUUGUACAAGGGGAACCUCAUGGGACCAGAGUCUGCAGGAGGUUAAUAUAAUAAUUCCAGUGCCUGCUGGAACUAAGUCAAGGGAUAUUGUUUAUGAGGCAAAGAAGAACAGUGUGAAGUUUGGACUGGACUGAAAGGUCGGUCUCUUAUAAUUGAUCAAAAAAUACUCUUAUCAAGUGCAGGGAAGAAAACGGUGGAGUACACAGUGCCAUUAGUAGAGAAGACUAAAGACAUGGCCAUGUUUGCAGGUAAGACCAC
Messenger RNA from Rosa rugosa (rugosa rose), 698 nucleotides. RefSeq lists its product as uncharacterized. The record is from RefSeq and is a predicted model, not a curated record. NCBI's taxonomy places the organism in Eukaryota, Viridiplantae, Streptophyta, Magnoliopsida, Rosales, Rosaceae. Bases 5 to 574 code for a protein of 189 amino acids. Gene Ontology annotation, cellular component: mitochondrial small ribosomal subunit. Gene Ontology annotation, molecular function: structural constituent of ribosome; methyltransferase activity. Gene Ontology annotation, biological process: translation. The transcript is spliced from 7 exons.